UUCACUUGGCACCAAAUAUAAUUUCCAUUUUUUUAAUCAAUGCAUUUUUUUAUUUUCUGACGGACAUCUUGAUUUUGUGGACGACGAGCUCCAUUAAGCCUCCCGUUCGCUCAACCGUUCCAUCUAGCCUUCCAUCAAGCCUGCUUCCCAGCUUUAAAACUACCAGGCUUUGAUAUAGCUCAUAUGCCUAACGUAGAUAUCAUAUAGCUGCGCGCAAUGGAGCAGAUGUAUGAGAAUGCGCGCCAUGGCGGCAAUCUCGUAUGGGUCGCGGCUGCAGGGCAGGAGGUCGAGGAUGCAGUGGAGCAUGUAGUAGAGGAUCCGCCUCGGGUGACGCAAAACUUUGUAAGCCAAGCGCUCGUGAACGUGUUAGGGCUCUUUGUACGGCCUGCCGCAUUUCUUCGAGUAUUGUUGACAGAUGGCGGAAGUGCACCCAUCCUAGGACAAGCCGUGCUUCGGUUGAAGCUAGGUCCGAUCCGGAUAAAUCUUCCAGCGAUAGUGCUGUCAGCACUAGCAUCGGCAGCUGAUGUGAUUGUGGGCAUCGAUUCCCUCGAACGGUAUGGUGCUGACAUGAACCUAGGAAAGAAUACCUUGACCAUCUAG
Messenger RNA from Volvox carteri f. nagariensis, 600 nucleotides. RefSeq lists its product as uncharacterized. The record is from RefSeq and is a predicted model, not a curated record. The transcript is spliced from 2 exons. Lineage: Eukaryota; Viridiplantae; Chlorophyta; Chlorophyceae; Chlamydomonadales; Volvocaceae. Bases 217 to 600 code for a protein of 127 amino acids.